AUGAGCAGAGCGGGUUCCAAACCCUGGGAGUACCGGGAGGAGAAACCCCGGAGCCUGGGAAUGCUGCGGGACUCGGGGGAAGGCAGCGGGGAUGAAGAUGAGGAGGAGGAUGAAGAUAAGAUAAAGAUGAGGGGGAGGAUGAGGAUGAAGAAGAUGAGGAUGAAGAAGAAGUUAAGGAUGGGAAUGAGGAUGAUGAGGAAGAAGAGGAGGAGGAUGAAGAUAGAUAAAGAUAAAGAUAAGAUAAAGAGGAGGAGGAGGAUGAAGGUGCAGAAUAUGAUGAAGAAGAAGUUGAGGAUGGGAAUGAGGAUGAUGAGGAAACUGUCCAAGAUCGAGAUCCUGCGCCUGGCCAUCUGCUACAUCUCCUACCUGAACCACGUCCUGGACGUCUGA
Molecule: messenger RNA, 390 nt
Organism: Pyrgilauda ruficollis (rufous-necked snowfinch)
Lineage: Eukaryota; Metazoa; Chordata; Aves; Passeriformes; Passeridae
Gene: NHLH1
Product: nescient helix-loop-helix 1
Exons: 3
Coding region: 1-390 (129 amino acids)
Molecular function (GO): protein dimerization activity
Source: RefSeq, a predicted model, not a curated record